Camellia sinensis is the source of this 3210-nucleotide messenger RNA. RefSeq names its product Double Clp-N motif-containing P-loop nucleoside triphosphate hydrolases superfamily protein. The record is from RefSeq and is a predicted model, not a curated record. Lineage: Eukaryota; Viridiplantae; Streptophyta; Magnoliopsida; Ericales; Theaceae.
GCUGAAUUGCCUUUGGUACUGGUGCAUUCGUCCUGCUUGUCAGCACAUGCAUUCCACUUUCCACUGCAAAAUCCACUUUGGACCCAAAAUUUUACCUCACCUUCAAGAAAAGAACACCCCUACCCUCCCAUAUAUUUCACUCUCUUCUCUCUCCUCUCUGCACAAAUCUAGACUAGAUUACAAGUUCCAUGUCACCAUACUCUUCAUAGUUGAAUACAUAAAGGAGUCUUCAAACCUAUCAACAACACACACCACUAUAUAUCAAAACCUCCUAUCUCCAAUUUUCCAUCUUAUGUAUCAUUUGUUUUCCACUCCAAACCUAGACAUGACAAGCCCUUUUGCUCUUUUCUCUCUUUCAAAUCCAAUUAAAAAACACCCUUGAAACCAAGAUUAAUAAAAGACCUUCCUUGAUCUUCCACAGUUCAAGUUUCUCUCUAAUACUUUUUUGUAAGAAUACUUGAGAGAGAAAGAAGAUGAGAUCAGGAGGUUGCACAGUGCAACAAGCUCUAACUCCAGAGGCUGCAAAUGUUGUAAAACAAGCCCUAACCCUAGCCAAGCGACGCGGCCAUGCCCAAGUGACUCCCCUCCAUGUAGCCAACACCAUGCUUGCCCCUUCCACCGGCCUACUCCGCACGGCUUGCCUUCAAUCCCACUCUCACUCCCACCCUCUCCAAUGCAAAGCCCUAGAGCUUUGCUUCAAUGUUGCCCUAAACCGCCUUCCUGCUUCUUCCUCGAGCCCCAUGAUGGGCCCUCACUCUCACUCCCAACAUCCCUCCAUCUCCAACGCGUUGAUCGCGGCCUUCAAGAGGGCUCAAGCCCACCAACGCCGUGGCUCGAUUGAAAACCAGCAACAACCCCUCCUGGCUGUGAAGAUCGAGCUUGAGCAGCUCAUAAUUUCCAUCCUCGAUGAUCCUAGUGUGAGUAGAGUCAUGAGAGAAGCUGGUUUCUUAAGUACCCAAGUGAAGAGCAAUGUUGAAAAAGUAGUUUCUUUGGAACUAUGCUCCCAAACACCUCUUCCAACUAAUAACAAGUCUAAAGAAAACAACAACCUUCUAGUUGGGGGUAAAGUAGGGAGGCCAAGGGCAUCAAAUCAAGCAAGGAAUGAGGAUGUGAUGAGUGUGAUAGAAAACAUGAUGAACAAGAGAAGAAAAAGUAUUGUGAUUGUAGGAGAGUGUGUUGCUACCCUAGAAGGUGUAGUUGGAGGAUUGAUGGAUAAGGUUGAUAAUAAAGGAAGUGAAGUUCCUGAGGCUUUAAGAGAAGUGAAGUUUAUAAGCCUCCCUCUAUUUUCUUUGGAGAAUCGCUCGAGAGAAAAGGUUGAAGAGAAGCUUGGGGAGCUAAGUUUCCUUGUAAAGAGCUGUGUAGAGAAAGGGGUUGUUUUGUAUUUGGGAGACCUAAAGUGGAUCACAGAGUAUAGGGCUAGGUCAGAAGAUCAUCCAGGGACGGGAUACUAUUGUCCUGUGGAUCAUAUGGUGAUGGAGCUUGGAAGAUUGGUUUGUGGGGUUGGUGAAAGUGGGAGGUUUUGGCUAAUGGGUAUUGCAACUUUUCAGACUUACAUGAGAUGUAGGACUGGUUGCCCUUCAUUGGAAACUGUUUGGGGUCUGCACGCUCUUACAAUUCCUGAUGGAAGUUUGAGUUUGAGUCUCAUUCCUGAGAGUGAUGUACAAAGUGGGUCUAGCAGCAAGAAGGCUGGAAAUGGGUCUAGUUGGCUUCUUGUUGAAGGUGGAAAUGAGACCAAGGAACUCAACUGCUGUGAUGAAUGCUCCACAAAGUUCAAGACUGAAGCCCAAAGCUUGAGAAGCAGCACUUGUACCAGUGAGGCCACCACCUCCAGUCUUCCUUCAUGGCUUCAACAAUACAAGGAUCAAAACAAAAGACUUGCUAACAAUGAUCAGGAGGACUGUGUCCCAGUCAAAGAUCUCUGUGAAAAAUGGAACUCAUUUUGCAGCUCUGCCCACAAACAGCCCUACUCAUCAUCUGAGAGAACUAUCAACUUCUCUUCUAUAUCACUAUCACCUUCCUGCUCUACUUCUGGCUUUACAUAUGAUCAUCAAUGCCCUAAUUUCCACCCUAUUCACCGGGGUUGGCCAGUCUAUGAACCCAAACAGUAUUGGAAUGACCAGCAUUUUUCAACUUCUGAACUAGUUAAUAGCAGAAACUGUGAAGAACCAAGUUUGAGAAUGUACAUUCCUGAGCACAAAAAUCCAUUUUUGUCGAAUCCCAACUCAACCCGUAACUCUGCUUCGUCUAGCGAUGUCAUGGAGACUGAUGAGUAUGUUCAGAGGUUCAACGAGUUGAAUUCUGAGAAUUUGAAAACCCUUUGUGACGCGUUGGAGAAGAAAGUCCCGUGGCAGAAAGACAUCGUUCCAGAAAUUGCUACCACAGUAUUGAAAUGCCGGUCUGGAAUAGCAAGGAGAAAAGGGAAGGUGAGAAGUACUAGUGAGGCAAAAGAAGUGACUUGGCUUGUCUUCCAAGGAGUGGAUGUGGAUGCCAAAGAAAAGAUUGCUAGAGAACUAGCUAGGCUUGUUUUUAGCUCACAUUUGAGCCUUGUAUCGAUUGCCUUGAACAGCUUUUCAUCACCAAGAGCUGAUUCAACUGAGGACUUGAGAAACAAAAGAUCAAGAGAUGAGCAAAGUUGCAGCUAUGUAGAGAGAUUUGCUGAGGCAGUGAGUGCUAAUCCUCAUAGGGUGUUCUUGGUUGAAGAUGUAGAGCAAGCAGACUAUUUUUCACAAAUGGGUAUCAAAAGGGCUAUUGAAAGAGGAAGAAUUGGGAAUUCUAAUGGCAAAGAGGUGAGUCUUUACGACGCUAUCGUGAUUUUGAGCUGUGAAAGCUUUAGUUCAAGGUCACGAGCAUGCUCUCCUCCGAUCAAACAGAAAUCGGAUGGCUGUGAAGAAGAGGCUAGCCCUUGUGUCUCUUUGGACUUGAACAUUUCAUUCGAGGAUGAUAGUAAUGCAGAAAAUCAGUCAAUCGACGAUAUAGGGCUCUUAGAAUCUGUUGAUGGGUUGAUCAUUUUCAAAAUUCAGGAGUUGUAACAGAAGAUAAAACUUCCAGCCACCAGAUGGUUUUGACCUUUUUUUUCUUUUUCUUUUCCUCUUUGUAUUCUUAAUUCUCAAACAUCCAUUUCCUAUGGAUGUAGACAUAUAUGUUGGCAAUCAAUGAAAACCGUCAUGUAGAUUAUUAUAUGUGAUCAAACCUGUUAUAAGCUUUCCAUCA